Molecule: messenger RNA, 582 nt
Organism: Eimeria maxima
Lineage: Eukaryota; Apicomplexa; Conoidasida; Eucoccidiorida; Eimeriidae
Product: syntaxin family protein, putative
Exons: 6
Coding region: 1-582 (193 amino acids)
Source: RefSeq, a predicted model, not a curated record
AUGAUGGAGAACAAUAUGGGAGAUCCUUUCUAUGCAGCUCGCGAUGAGGUGCAGGCGAACUUUGCUGAGCUGCAGCGGCUGCAGCACGAAUGGAAGCAGCAGCUGCAGACACGAGGACAUAUAGACAAGUGCAGCAGGCAAGCGGCAGCAGCCUCUCCUUUUUGGCUAAAUGAAGGCCCAACAGCCCGAGGGGAUUUCUUUGAAGAAAUCGAACAGAAGCAGCAGACAUUGGUGAUGCAGCAAGACCAGCAACUAGAGGAAUUAGCAACAGCAGCAACAAGAUUACAUGAGACAGCAUUAACAAUUAAUCAAGAAUUAGAGACACAGCAAAGAAUGCUUACUGAUCUUGAUGAUACUGUAGAGAGACAAGACAGCAGAAGCAGCAAGAAACACAGCAGCAGUAGUAGCAGCAACAGCAGCAACAACAGCAUCUACUGCGUUUGUGCUGCAGCUAGCCAAAUGAACUUCCUCAUGCGGCGACUAGCCAAGGUUGUGCGCAGCUCGGACACCCGACAGCUGUGGACAAUUGUUUGGUUGUUUUGCAUUGCUGUUGCUCUGUUCGUGCUGCUCAUCAUCUCCUAG